Pleuronectes platessa (European plaice) is the source of this 2509-nucleotide messenger RNA. RefSeq lists its product as uncharacterized. Gene Ontology annotation, biological process: positive regulation of ERK1 and ERK2 cascade; positive regulation of cell migration; positive regulation of MAP kinase activity. The record is from RefSeq and is a predicted model, not a curated record. Bases 1 to 1686 code for a protein of 561 amino acids. Lineage: Eukaryota; Metazoa; Chordata; Actinopteri; Pleuronectiformes; Pleuronectidae. The transcript has 7 exons. Gene Ontology annotation, molecular function: platelet-derived growth factor receptor binding; growth factor activity. Gene Ontology annotation, cellular component: membrane.
AUGAGGUCCUGGGUCCUGCUGCUGCUGCUGAGCGCGCUGUCAGCGGCGCGUCUGAGGCUCGGCAGCGCUGAGGGCGAUCCUCUCCCUCCGUCGCUGGUCGACCUGGUGAGGAAUUCUCCCAUCGCCUCUGUAGACCAGCUGAAAGUGCUGCUGCUGCAGGAGGCCAAUGCAAUAGAAGAGGAAGAGGAUGAGCACGACCUCCUCACAAACCACACCCACGGCAGAUACAGCAGAAGUCUUGUGGAGGCGCAGCAGGCACAGAUGGCGGUCUGUAAAAUUCGGACGGAGGUGAUGGAGGUGACCAGGUCCAUGCUCGACCGCCGCAACGCCGACUUCAUCCUGUGGCCGCCGUGCGUGGAGGUGCAGAGAUGUUCGGGCUGCUGCAACACGAGGCACCUGCAGUGCACCCCCACCGUCACCUCCAGCAGAUUCCUGAAGGUGCUAAAGAUCCAGGUCAUCAGGAGUAAACCUCACUACACCAACGCCAUGAUAUCAGUGGAGGACCACGUCAGCUGCAGAUGCCUACCUGCCACAUCUUCCUCGUCUUCUUCGUCCUCUUCGUUCUCCUCGUCCCUUCCCGUCACUAACACCCCUGUUCAGAGCAACCCUGACCCCCCUCCGCCUCCACCACAGCAGCCUGCCCCCUCCUCCCACCUUCCCCUCCCCCUUCCACGAUCUGUCCACCCUGCUCCGCCCAAGAGUCACUCCUCCAAGGCCGACCUCCAUCGCCUCGAUGACCUGAAGCACAACCAGCAGCGCUACCAUUCCGAGGAGCGCGAGCCGGCGGCCAGGCAGUGGCAGCAGGGCAGCUACACCCAGCUGGUGCACUGGACACAGCCCAGGGUGCACCAGGGGCCUGGGCACCAGCCCAUCGCCGGGGUGCUGGGAUCCGUCAGCAGCUGGCCGUCGGAGGCGAGGGCGGAGCACAGCGUCAUGGGGAGUAUGCAGCAGCUCGGGGGCGGGAGCGGGUCUGAAGGGAGCAGGGAGGAGGGCAGCGUGGCCUCGAACACUGAGGGGCAUCAUCCGGAUCACGCCCAGAGGCAGGAGCAGGUACUGCAGCAUCAGCAGAGGCAACAGUAUCAUCAGCAAUAUCAGCACCAUCAUCAGCCACAUUAUCCAGACCCCGAGCUGAGGACACAACAUCGACUCAACGCUCCUCAGUCCGACAGCGCCUCCCCCCCCGUCAGCCCGACACUCCCACCCGCAGCAGAGCAAACCCCCACCCUCCCUCUAACCACCAAUCAGAGAGACUCAGUGACCAGCCAAAUAAUUACACCGGUCACAAAACAGACUGAGACUGAAGCAGUCAGUCAAAAAGAAGGGAGCGGAAAGGAAGAGAGUGGCUCGGCCAAUAGCGGGGACUCGGCCGGUGCUCAGCCGGCCAAUCAGGGGAGGGAGAGAGACUCUAAGCCGACCAUAGAGGACGGUCAUAUUACAGAGGAGGAGAGGAGGCUCAGACUUCUAGAGAUGGUACAGAGCGAACCGGAUAAACAGACUCAUCUUCAUCCUCAUCCUCCUCCUCCUCAGCAGAGACCAAAGACGACCACGUUUACAACAGUCGUGUCUACUGUGGCCCCCGUGUCCCCCGCUGCACGUCAGGCCCCGUUCCGUCCGGCGUCCCCUCGCCGCAGGAGGAAACACCGCAAACGCAUCAGCAAAGCCGCCCUCAGGGCCAUGAUCAUGUAGAGCUGCAGGAAAGCUGAUCCAAAGCUUUUGCCCCGACACGUUGCUCCAAGCAGAGAGAUGAAGAAUGUGGGAUUCUUGAAUGUGCCGCUGGUCGACUAAAUCUCCGGACUAAGUUACCUUUCCUGCUCCAGAGCUGCCGCAGAGCGUCCGGCUUCGUGGAUUUGAGAAGAAAUAACAAUUUGAAAAAGUGCAAUCUUAUGAACUCGAUGGACUGGAAGUUAUUUCAUCGCCCUGAACACUGGAUCUAAAACACAUCCUGUUAACGUGGAUUCGACGGAAGCUUAUCAGAUGCCCGAAGCUUAGCUGGUGGUUCCCUUGCAGUCGGCAGCCAUUGAUUGGCUCCUCUGACUUCCAGCUCGACUACUGAUUGGUGGAGCCGACGAUGACUCGGACUAAGACGUCACCGUUCGGGGGUAAAUGUGCAACAGGGGCUGAGAGUGGAGACGUGGAGAACUGGAUUUCUACACUGGGACAAUAACUGGAAACGCAGCUGAGGCCUCGACGCCAAACAUUACUGUUAUCUUACAAUGUCUAACUGUAUCUAACACUGGAGUAGCCGCACACUGAUCGUUACACUGACCUUAGAGAAGUACUCUGCUGUGUACUGUAGCUUCAUGUACUGGAAAAUAUCAAUAACCUGCUCUUUUUGUACUACUGCCGGAUCCAAAUGGAAUAACAAACAAAUGCCUGCCUAGAUAACAUGUUAUGAAUAUCCACGUUAAAGCAAGUCUUAAAGACCUGGCUGUUAGAGAUCGCUGUUAUAGCCAACACUGUAUAAAUGCUUUUAGAAAAAAAAACGAUAUCCGGGGGGGGGGGGGGGGGG